CUCCCUGCCCUGUGACUGAAGCUGCCGAAGCUGCAGCUUGCGUUUGCGUUUGUGUUGCAAGCACAGACAGCAAGCAUUCAUUUUUUUCAGUACAACACCGGAAGCUGGGAUCAGCUGUGAGGAAGAGCUGAAAAAGAUGAGCCAUCUUUCCCCGGCAGACUGUCAGCCUGAGACCUGCUGUACUAGGAAGCGUCGGGGAAUGUGGUUGUCUUCUGGCCAAAAAAGCGAAUUUUAAAAGGCAAAACUUUUGGAGGAAUAACCGCCGUUACCUUAGGAAGCAUGUCUGAUUUAGGAACUUAGCUGUAGAUGCUGGAUAAAAAGCCUAUUAUUACAAAAAGGUGUGAACAGAAGAUAUUUAAUAUUGGAAAAUUAAUUGACUGUAACGACUUUCAUUAUGGGAGAUAAGAGACAUACAUAGUGUGAAGUAUUUAGUAGCCGCACCGCAUGUAAACAAACGGCUAAGUCAGCUAGCUCAAAUUAGCCGAUUCGUAGUUAACACUCGGGUACUAUUAGGUGGCAGCAUUAAGCUAUAGCGUUAGCAAGGACGAAUGCUAACUUAUUGUAAGCCGGUAACGUUUCUUUGGUGCGUCCGUUUGAUCCACGAACACUUUAGCUAAUUUAGCGUCCCGGCUAACUACGUUGUGCGGGUGCGCAGAGCUGUAAUUCGAAGCGGGGCCAGAGGACAAGAAGGCUUUUGGCAGUGCUAGCGGGACAAUGGCUCGGGAGUAGAACGGGACGGUGAGAUCAAAUAAUAUCAGUAGUACUAGCCAGGAGCCGUUUCGCUAAUUUUUCAAGAGUGACCGCUAGCAAAUAGCCCUGGCGUGGUGAGAAUUUUGCCAGCCAUCCAAACUUUUCAACAAUUUAGUUUUCCGCGUAAAGCUCCAUUGAAUAAACUUUCGACUCGGCGCUACAGAUGUCAUUGUUAAAAAAUGUAUAGGCUGACUAAUCUGUAAGGAUCCGCAGUUCACGCAUAAGCGUGUAAAAAGUGUGUUUAUGUAAAAACCAGCCCGGGCUGCUCAGAGUUUUGUCAUGUAGCUUCGCUGGAGGGCCCAUCAGUGAGCCUCUCAGCUGGGUUGUACUUGCCAGUGGUCUCCCAUCCCCCCAGCCUUGAGCUCUUGACCUGGUCCACUGUUGGACCCUACUUAGAAGGACCACAGCUCCUGAAGACUGACAGGUGGAUGUAAUGGAACUGAUGUUUGCUGAAUGGGAGGAUGGAGAGAGGUUCUCCUUCGAAGAUUCGGAUAGGUUUGAGGAAGAUUCUCUGUGCUCUUUCAUCUCCGAGGCCGAGAGCCUCUGUCAGAACUGGAGAGGAUGGAGGAAACAGUCUGCUGGUCCAAACUCCCCCACCGUCAAGAUCAAAGAUGGUCAGGUGAUCCCACUGGUAGAACUAUCUGCAAAGCAGGUUGCUUUUCACAUCCCAUUUGAGAUGGUGGAGAAGGUCUACCCUCCUGUCCCAGAACAACUUCAGCUCCGCAUAGCCUUCUGGAGCUUCCCUGAGAAUGAAGAGGACAUCAGGUUAUAUUCCUGCCUGGCUAACGGGAGUCCGGAUGAGUUCCAGCGUGGAGAACAGCUGUACAGAAUAAGAGCUGUCAAAGACCCCCUCCAGAUUGGCUUCCACCUGAGUGCUACAGUGGUCACCAGUCAGUCCGGUCAGUCUAAAGGAGCCUACAAUGUGGCAGUCAUGUUUGACCGCUGCCGCAUCACUUCCUGCAGCUGCACUUGUGGUGCAGGUGCCAAGUGGUGUGCCCAUGUAGUGGCACUCUGCCUCUUCAGAAUCCAUAAUGCAACAGCAGUUUGUCUUAGAGCUCCAGUUUCUGAGUCUUUGUCCAGGCUGCAGCGGGACCAGCUCCAGAAGUUUGCCCAGUACCUCAUAAGUGAGCUGCCUCAGCAAAUUCUCCCAACAGCUCAGAGGCUGCUGGAUGAGCUGCUAUCCUCUCAGUCCACUGCCAUCAACACUGUUUGUGGAGCUCCAGAUCCAACAGCAGGCCCAUCAGCAUCUGACCAAAGCACCUGGUACCUAGAUGAGUCAGCUCUCAGUGAUAAUAUCAAAAAGACUCUGCACAAGUUCUGUGGGCCUUCGCCAGUCGUUUUCAGUGAUGUGAACUCCAUGUACUUGUCAUCCACGGAGCCUCCUGCAGCUGCUGAAUGGGCGUGUCUGCUGCGCCCGCUGAGAGGCCGAGAACCCGAGGGCAUCUGGAACCUACUGUCCAUCGUCAGAGAGAUGUUUAAGAGAAGAGACAGCAAUGCUGCCCCUCUGCUCGAGAUCCUCACUGAACAGUGCCUUACCUAUGAGCAGAUCAUCAGCUGGUGGUACAGCGUUCGGACGUCGGCGUCCCACAGCAGUGCCAGCGGCCACACGGGUCGAAGCAAUGGCCAGUCGGAGGUGGCGGCCCACGCCUGUGCUAGCAUGUGUGAUGAGAUGGUUGUUCUUUGGAGGCUGGCCGUGCUGGAUCCCACCAUGAGCCCGUGCAGGCGGCUAGAGCUAGCACACCAGCUCAAACAAUGGCACUUGAAAAUUAUAGAGAUAGUGAAACGAGGACAACACAGAAAAUCUUUGGAUAAACUCUUCCAGGGUUUCAAACCUGCUGUGGAGUCCUGUUAUUUUAAUUGGGAACUGGCCUAUCCACUGGAAGGCAUCACCUACUGUAGCACCGAGAAAAAGAAUAGUACAUUCUGCUGGCCAAGAGCAACGCUGUUCCAGAGAGGCAUGAAAGCAGCAGGAGCAGCCGGGGAACCAGGGGAUUCUGGAGGGAGCAGAGCUGAGGGUGACUACAGAGGCAGAGGGAGUGUUCACAUGUCACAACAGGAGGUGGCCGUGCGACCUAAGGAGACAAUCUUAACCAAAAGGAAAGGUCUGUCCCUCAGUGGAGGGGGAGGAAUGCUUGUGCGUUUGUCGGGGAGUGUCUCACUGUCCCUGGAAGACAGUGGAGUGAAGUGUACAUACAAAGGAGCAACCUCCUCCGCUGGAGGUAAACUGAAACUGACACAGGGUGGGAAGGGGGCAUCUUUAGGUGGUGCUGUUGGAGGUGGAGGGUUAAGAAGCAGUAAGCAUGGGAGUACCAAGCGAAGAACCAGCAGUGAGGACAGCUCCUUGGAGCCAGACCUGGCAGAGCUCAGCCUAGAUGAUGGCUGUAGUCUGGCUUUAGGGGCGGAGGCCAGCAACACAUUUGAGUUUCUUCCUCCACCACCUGAGAUGCUGCCCUCUCCAAGUCCACUGCUCAGAGACUCUCUGAAAUAUAAGAUGAUGUGUGAAGGAAGCAAGAGCUGUGAUAUAAAUCACGUGAGCCUGGUCUCAUCUGCAUCAACUGCUGCAGAAUCUGCCCCACCAGGCCUCAGGGAGACUGUUGGUACUCAACUGGACAUCGCUGCUGCAGAGGAGGAAGCAAAGCUGGAGGUGGAACCUGUCUUCAACGUGGACUUGGAUAUCAAUCACCAUCCUUCCAUCUGCACCACGACUGCAAGAUCUGUUAGCCCUCAAGAUUCUGACAAGUCCGUGCAGCACCACAGAGACGUGGCAGCUACUAAAGCUGCUGCAGCUAGUCUGGUUAAUGAAGCUGCUGAAGCCACAGGUGAAGCUUCUGAAGGGGAAGCUGCGGGUGAAGAUGACUACCAGGCCUACUACCUAGGAGUAGCCUCGGAGGAAGGAGCAGACAAACAGCUGGCUGAUGGUCACCAGGUGGAAGAACCAGACAUCUUUGCAGGGAUUAAACCACUGGAGCAUGCUGGACGAAUGGAGGUGCUGUUUGCAUGUGCUGAAGCCCUCCAUGCUCACGGCUAUAGUAAUGAGGCUUGUCAGCUAGCUGUGGACCUAGCCACAGACCUGUUAUCAAACCCUCCAGACCUGAAGGUUGAGCAGCCACAGGCAAAGGGUAAAAAGAGCAAGGUUUCAACCAGCCGUCAGACCCAGACAGCCACCAACACACUGUCAAAAGCUGCUUUUCUCCUCACUGUUUUGAGUGAAAAACUGGAGCUCCACAACCUGGCAUUUAGCACUGGAAUGUUUUCCUUGGAACUCCAGAGACCACCUGCUUCAACUAAAGCUCUGGAGGUGAAGCUUGCAUACCAGGAGUCUGAGGUGGUGGCUCUGUUGAAAAAGAUUCCCCUGGGUCUGGUGGAGAUGUCAACCAUUAGAGAGCGAGCUGAACAACUCAGGGAUGGAAACCUCUGUGAUUACAGACCUGUACUACCGCUCAUGUUGGCCAGUUUUAUCUUUGAUGUACUCUGUACUCCUGAAAUCGAGACUCAUCAGACCAGGCAACAUUUUUCCAGUCUUCAACUGUCCAAUUUUGUUGUAUCCCCAACUGGUUCCCGGCCGCCCAGCCGUAACAGAAACAAUGAGAUGCCCGGGGAUGAGGAGCUGGGCUUCGAGGCUGCUGUGGCAGCACUUGGUAUGAAAACCACAGUUAGUGAGGCAGAACAUCCAUUGCUUUGUGAAGGAACUCGGCGGGUUAAGGGGGACCUAGCCUUGGCUCUCAUGAUCACCUAUAAAGAUGACCAAAGCAAACUCAAAAAGAUUCUGGACAAGUUGUUAGAUCGGGAAAGUCAAACCCACAAGCCCCAGACUCUGAGCUCCUUUUAUUCUAGCAAACCAGUAGCUGGAAAUCAACGCAGCCCAUCAAAACAUACCAUAACCAGCCACAGCGGGGUCAGCGGUGCUACUGGGGGUGUCACCAAACAUUCCCUGUCUUUAUCCUCUCCACACACUGUGGCUGCCUCUUCAAACUCUUCAUCUGCUGUGCCACUGGCUGAUGAGGAGGUGGCUGAUCUGACCAUAAUACAGAACAACUCAACUGGGGAAAGGACUGCCGACACCAGAGAGCACGGAAUGGAUGAGUCUCGGUUAUCAAGUGAGCAGCAAAGGGAAACUUCUCAUUUGAAACUGGAGACCACAGUUCCUAGUCGGUUAGUGUUGGGAGGACGUUGUGGAUACAGCCAACGCUGUUGGGGUUCACCUGUAAGGCAGAAGAAGAAACACACAGGAAUGGCAAGUAUUGACAGCAGUGCUCCAGAAACAACCUCAGACAGUUCCCCCACUCUCAGCCGAAGACCGCUUCGGGGUGGUUGGACAGCAGCUUCCUGGGGAAGAGGCCAGGACAGUGACAGCAUUAGUAGUUCAUCAUCUGAUUCGCUUGGCUCCUCUUCCUCCAGUGGCUCUUGCAGGGCAGGUGGUGGAGCCAGGGCUAAGAGCACAGAUACCAGCAGGUACAAAGGACGGCGGCUAGAGUGCCAUGCUCCCCAUGUGCCCAAUCAGCCAUCAGAAGCAGCAGCCCACUUUUACUUCGAGUUGGCCAAAACUGUACUCAUCAAAGCUGGAGGAAACUCUUCAACGUCCAUUUUUACCCAGCCUUCAGCCAGCGGUGGUCACCAAGGACCACAUAGAAACCUGCAUCUCUGUGCCUUUGAGAUUGGGCUCUAUGCUCUUGGCCUCCACAACUUUGUCUCACCCAAUUGGCUUUCUAGAACAUAUUCAUCCCAUGUGUCCUGGAUCACUGGCCAAGCCAUGGAGAUUGGCAGUGCUGCCCUAAACAUUUUAGUGGAGUGUUGGGAUGGCCACUUGACCCCCCCAGAAGUGGCUUCUCUGGCAGAUCGAGCAUCACGGGCCAGGGACCCCAACAUGGUUCGUGCAGCGGCUGAGCUGGCCCUCAGCUGCCUGCCUCAUGCACAUGCCCUCAAUCCUAAUGAAAUCCAAAGAGCCUUGGUGCAGUGUAAAGAACAGGACAAUACAAUGCUUGAAAAGGCGUGCAUGGCAGUAGAGGAAGCAGCCAAAGGUGGAGGAGUGUACCCUGAGGUUUUGUUUGAGGUUGCUCAUCAAUGGUACUGGUUGUAUGAGCAAUCAGUGGCUGGAGGCUCUAGCCAGCUGAGAGAGAUGUCUGGGCGCUGUGGGGCCAAUGGUGGUUCUAGUAGGAGGCUCCAAGAUUCCACUUGUGGUGUCCUUGAGAAUGUAGCCAACAUGGAGUCUUCAGCAGUGGCAGCAGUUACAUCCUCAGUCACGGCAGCAGCUGUUGUACCCGUGAUCUCUGUGGGCUCCACUAUUUACCAGUCCCAUGGUAUGUCAGGCCAAGCCAUGACCCACCACCACAGCCAGGGGCUCCAUCCCUACACAACCAUUCAGGCCCACCUUCCCACUGUCUGCACACCACAAUACCUGGGGCACCCGAUGCAUCACGUGUCUCGGCCAGCAGUCUUUCCUGUGCCUGGAACUUCAUAUCCUCAGGGGAUUCAUCCAGCUUUUAUUGGUACCCAGUACCCGUUUUCAGUGGCUGGCCCCCCACCGACCCCUCUGGCAGCCACAGCAGUCACCUUUCCAACAGUCCCUGUACCGUCUAUGACGCAGAUCGCCGUCCAUCCCUACCACACUGAAACAGGCCUUCCUCUUAGCACGACUGUGGCAGUCAGCAGCAUUCAUUCUGGGGCAACCAUGCAGGCCUUACAGGGUGCAUCCCUGCCUGCUGUUUCCCCCCAAACUGCUGCAUUGGUGAGCAAUGCUUUCCCAACAGAAGAUGAGCAGCACAGCCAGCCAAUCAGCCAACAGGGCCUGCACUACCUGCAUUCUGCCUACAGAGUUGGCAUGUUGGCACUAGAGAUGCUGGGGAGGAGGGCGCACAAUGACCAUCCCAACAACUUCUCCAGGAGCCCCCCUUACACAGAAGAUGUCAAAUGGCUGUUGGGACUAGCUUCAAGGCUAGGAGUGAACUAUGUCUACCAGUUCUGUGUUGGAGCAGCAAAGGGAGUCCUCAGCCCAUUUGUCCUGCAGGAGAUCAUCAUGGAAGCUCUGCAGCGGCUAAAUCCAGCUCACGUUCAUGCCCAUCUCCGAACACCUGCCUUCCAUCAACUUGUUCAGCGCUGCCAACAGGCCUACCUUCAGUAUAUCCACCACCGGCUUAUUCAUCUGACACCUGCUGACUACGAUGACUUUGUCAACAUCAUCCGCAGUGCUCGAGGAGCUUUCUGCCUCACGCCCGUGGGAAUGAUGCAGUUUAACGAUGUGCUGCAGAAUCUAAAGAGAGGCAAGCAAACCAAGGAGCUGUGGCAGCGCAUAUCCCUGGAGAUGGCAACAUUCUCCCCCUGAACAGCACACUAAGGAAGAGCCCAAAACCUCCAGCUUUAUUACUGCCACUUCAGUGAGCUAAACACAUUCCUGUUGCCCUCCUUUAUCAAGGGCCUUUGCACUCCUGUUUGAACUUUGCAAUCACUUCCUUACAGUGAAUCCUGUGUUCCUGACCCACAACUUUUUGUGUGUACACCCUUUCAGACCUUUGUUGAUUUGCUAUUCUUUUUGUGUGUUAAUGUGAAUAACGGUGUACUUUUUGUUUUGUUUGUACUCCAAACUAAAGGUGUUCCAUCUUCUCAGCAUGUUCAGAACUUUAGGUUUCAUUUAGGCUUUGAAUUAAAUCGCUUAUUGAGGUUAAUUAUCAAGCUGCAUUCUAUUCCAAUCCUAUAGAUGCUGUAAAACACUCACCAAAACGUUUUCUCUAUCCAUCAGUUACUUUGCAGUAUGGGACUAAAAUAAAAAUUUGGUUGAUGUUUCAGUAUUUUUCUGUAAUCCUUUUGAUGCUUUUUAUGGAAUUAGAUGGGGUGGAAUGGGAAAAGAAUGUGGAAUUUGAAUUUCUAGCAUGUCUGAAGAUUGAUGUUAACAAACAAGUUAGACUUAUUUGAGUUAUGCUGGUGCUCAAGCCUGUCCAUCACAUCUGCCAUCUAAAAUAUUUUAGUGAUUCAUCAGCCAUGUUGAGAAUAAUUGUUUAUUGUUGUGUACAUCUUGUUUUAGAAGUGAAUUUCUUCUUAGAUUUUGUUUUGAUAACAUUUCUCAUCAGUCAGGAUGACUUACAUCACAGGACGACUUGUAACAACAUACUGAUCUUACAAGUUCAGGAAAACAGACUUUGAACCUCUGUUUUCGUGAAGACCUUUACCUUCUCCUUUGGGGAACUUUUGUUGGUGAAACAAAAGUUGCUUAAAAACACACAUGCCAAUUUACAUCUUACUUUUAAAGCUUCUUGUGACACACACACACACACACACACACACUGCCUUUCAAUAAUCCAGAAUCUUUAAUUUUAGAAACUACUGUUCUUUAAACUCUUUAUAGUAGAGUGGGUGGAUAUUUCUACAAUGAUUAAGAACACAAACAUUUUUUUAUUUUGUUAUUCCAGUGAGCUACAAAAAAACCAUGUAGUUUUUAUGAACAGACUAGUUACCCACUUAGGUCAUAGUGUUCUGUUGAAUUGAACAUAUAUAAUGUUGUCAGUGGAUGAGAAACACAUCGCUGGACCUCUCCUUGGGAUUCCCCUCGAGGAGCUGGCCCAAGUGGCUGGAGAGAGGGAGGUCUGGGCCUCUUUGCUUAGGCCACAGCCCUCGCUACCCGACCCCAGAUAAGCGGACAAAAAUGGGUUCAUGACCAUGCUAACCUCCACUCGACAUCAGACUUGAUUGGUGAAACCUCUCCUCAGUGUGGUUAGCUUUGUGGUGCUGAAACCUUAAAAUAUGUGGACGGUCUGUAAACACCUGAACUGGUUCUGAACCAGCUCAAACUAGUCAUCAGCCUAACAGGUGAACUUGACUUUGCAGAGAAAGUACUGUGGUAUUUUUGUAUUCCUCAGAAGUGUAGCCUAAUUCAAAGGUUCUCUAUGUAUUAUUGCAAAAUUUUCUGAUUUGGAACAAAAUGAUAAAUACGAUUAAAGCAAUACUGAAAGUGUAGUGUUCACUUAUUAAACAAUUAAACACUAAA
Molecule: messenger RNA, 8725 nt
Organism: Nothobranchius furzeri (turquoise killifish)
Lineage: Eukaryota; Metazoa; Chordata; Actinopteri; Cyprinodontiformes; Nothobranchiidae
Gene: zswim8
Product: zinc finger, SWIM-type containing 8
Cellular component (GO): Cul2-RING ubiquitin ligase complex
Molecular function (GO): zinc ion binding
Source: RefSeq, a predicted model, not a curated record